AUGGCACAAAUGAUAUACAGGCUUGUCUGCAAUGAACAAAGUGCUUUAAAUGUUUGCAGAUUUCAACGUUGCUUUUCUUUUUGUUUACAGAGAGAUCCCACUGUCGCCGACCCGGACGAUCCCCGACUACUUCUAGCUCACAAAUCAGAUUCCCUCUCUCGGAAACGAACCUCUUCAACUGACUCACCUCCCCAUAGAAAUAGAUUCACAAACCGACUAGGUGAUUGCAUUCCUUCUAAUCGAGCAUCCAAUGGAUGUCAACCCUCGACGCAAGCUUCACCAAUACCUCCUCUACAACAGCAAGCUUCGGUGAAUGGUGUGAGUUCAUCAAGUGUUCUCCUGCACAAUGCUUACUACCCAGUCAAUUCUCACACUACCGCUACAGCAGCAUCUGCGGCUUCUAAUGCUGCUGGUGUAAAGAAUUGGUCUCAAGCUAGAUCUCCACCCCCGUCACAUGUCCUCAUCUCCACUGGAGCUAAACCAAGGGCGGGUGGGACCCCGGGUGUUAUUGCUUCACCCCUCCAACCUGGUGCAAGCCUCACACGACCUCCGCUUAAGCGAGAACUCCUUAUAAGUGGAGAUCAAAUGAAUGGAAACAAAGGUGCCAGUGGAAAAUGUUGUAUUGUAAUGUAG
This is a messenger RNA of Rodentolepis nana, 633 nucleotides long. NCBI's taxonomy places the organism in Eukaryota, Metazoa, Platyhelminthes, Cestoda, Cyclophyllidea, Hymenolepididae. The record is from the annotation of a GenBank genome assembly.